CGUUGGAACGUACUUGACAUAGCGUUAUCGUCGUGUUGACAACUGAUUUCUCACUGCACACUGACAACAUGACUGAUGAGUAUUGAGAUUGGUUUCUGUUCUGCAUAUGAAUUAUGAUCAAGUCUCAUAGAUUUCUAGCUCCUGCUCGAGCGAUCUAGGUUUAAACUGUUGCAGCGUUAGUGAACAUGGCGGACCCGCUAGGGAGUGAUGAAGAUCUUCUGCCCAGCAUACGACAGUUGAUCAGCAGCAUCAAGCUUACACUGAGAGCUGCAGGAUCACAGACUACGGCACUGGAAAUGGUCACACACUUGGAGGAAACUGACGACAACUUUCACAGGUAUGAGCUUGUGAAGUACAUUCGUGGUCGGAUAGAGGAGGUACUGGGACCGUUGAUUGAGGAGGAGAUUGAACGCCGAUCUCUGGAUGUGCAGAGUAAGGGAGGCGAAGAAGUUAUGGUUAGAAUGAUCACAGACCAUGUCAUCAAUGACCAGGCCUCUCUGGAUCUGAUGAACUCCCUGAAACAUUGCACCAAGGAUGCCGUGGAUAGACUGAUCCGUCUAUUUGAUGAGGAAUACCGACCCGUCCAGAACAGCAUGUUUGGCAACAUCCCCGGCAUGUAUGGCCAAGGAGGAGGGAUGCCUAGCCCGAAGAGGAACAGCUUCUGCUUCAGUGAUGACAGCUCCUCAUUGGAUUCCUCAUUCAAUCAGGGAUCCUACACCUUUAUGAAUCAGGAACAUUUUGCCACUAUCGCUGACAACUUGGCCCCCGACAAACCUCUGGAAAUGAGACGUGAGACUCUGCAUGGUUUAUGCAAGCUGCCGCCAUCAGACAUCCUAGCCUGUGAGCAUUGGGAUAGCCUGCGCUCGGUCCUGCUGAUAGCUCUGUCUGAUUCAGAUGAUAUCUUAGCUGAAACAAGUCUGCACUUUCAUGCCAGAAUGUUUUCCUCCAACUCUCACCAUGUAAUGAGAGAGGUCUACACUGGCCUGGUUGAGCAUCUGACGGAAAUGUUUACCGACCACAGCGCCAAGAUAUCUCCAUUGCGGGACGGAGUAGACAUGGCACAUCAUGCAACUAGUGUUCUGCUCAGAAAGUUUCGUUUGAUGAAUGAAUUCAAUUUGGAGAUUCCAACGUACUGGGUGAGAUUUCCAGACAGAUUUUUAGACGAUGUGACGGAGUCCACCAUGAAUCUCCUUGUGACUGAACCCCAGGGAUUACGGAGCUCCUCAGCUCAACCGCUCAUUACCCCGCUCCAUUGCAUGGCCAUUGUAGACCCAAGGGCCAGCUGGUUCCGAAAGUGGAUGCAUGGUAACUAUGGCCGUACAUCUGUUAUCAGACAACUAGAAAGAAAUCGCAGCCUUGUGGAGAAAUGUGUUCAGCAGUGCAUGGACUAUGUUUCCUCAGAUGACAAAUCCUGUGACGUUAGCAGAGUCACAGAUAUGUUGGAUAAGCACUCAUUGGGAUCAUCUCACCGUACCCGAUACACAGAGAGUGAAGUGGACUACCUGUACUUUUAUCACUCCAUCAGUCUGCUUGGCUGUGUACUCAUGUACAAUGACGGAUACAAGCUGUUUCCUAUCAAUGUCAGAGAUGGUGACGUCAGUGUGACAGAACUCUUGGUGUCCUUUGUUCACAUCCUCACUGAGCGAGACGAGCCGUCGCUGAAAUCACCAGAACAAAAUGGCUUUGAUCUGGCUUCUCUGGUGACUGAAAUCUUGAAGUUUUUAUGCUUCACCAAGUCCAGCUGUUCUCUGUGCCUGUGCAAGGAUGCCAUAGUAUCUGAGCUACUUAGACCCGUCCAUAUGUGGCUGAUGCGCAACAAGGCAUGCAGUGAUUCUCGGAUGUUACACAUCGCCGACGUCCUCUCCACCAUGGCAUCCUGGGAAGUCGGACGGAAACUUCUCCUAUACGGAGAGAAAGGCAGCUGGGUCAAAGAAAACAGUUCUGCACCGAUUCACGCUAUCGCAGAGUACACCAAGCAAGCUCUAGACGGCAAGUUAUCGUCUAGUCUCUGCAUGCAGCCGUCACGUAGCGUUGCGGGGGCCUUCCUAUACGUCUGCAGGCAGCUAUACAGCACCUGCGAUGGUCUGCUUGUUCUUCAUCGUUAUGGAUUGCAUCAACAAAUCCUCAACUGUUGGAGACAGGUCUGUCGAGAGCUGGAGUUGGCAGGGACACCCACCCCCAGUGAUGCCGGGAUAGGAUAUGACGAUGAUAACGAUGAUGAGACAGGUGGAUCUGGGAAGCAGACAAGCAGUAAGACCCAAGAGGCUGAUGUUAUGCAAGCCUGGGAACGAACUCUCAUUGAUAACCUACUCAACUUUGCCAGCACUCCCAAGGGCCUUCAUUUACUACAGCAGACCGGGGCUAUCAAUGAAUGCAUAGCCUACAUGUACAACAGAUCAGCCAGAAAACUCCAGGUCAGCAAAACAGAGAAGUUUGGAUAUGGCAGCAUGGUGACUCAGGUUGCUGCCACAGCUCCAGGCAUUGUAGCCCUGCAGAGAACAGGUUUCAUCCAAGCGGUUGUACAUGGUCUGUGGUCAGUGCUGGAGUGUGGUAGCGAUGGUCAGCCCAUGAUCCGACCCAACCCGAUCUCAGUUGAGCCCAUGGACCGCAUGGCUCACAAGUUCUUUAUCCGGAUGAUCAACAUGUUUUCUGCCUUCCCUGCACUGUACGAGAUUCUAGCCAGCAAGCCGCUACCACGCAAGGAUGCCUACUCCCUCAGAGAAGCUCCUAACGACGUCUUGGGUUUUAUUGAGCGUCUCAUCAUGGUGGAUUCUGACGCUAAGAUUAACUCUCUCUUCAACUACGAGCAGUCGCACAUCUUUGGGCUCAAGCUGUUGACUGUGCUGACGACCUGUCUGGAUUCAUUGCUGUUGCUGGAGACUCAAUAUCACAUCUGGGAUAUGUUACUACAGGGUCAGGAGUGUAACCGCAAUGGCGAGUCAGUCAUCAUGAUUGACAUGCUGUCCAUUGAGCGUAAUCACAUCUUAGUCAGGACCAAUGUAAUCGGAGGUCCUACGGAGCGAAUCCUUCCACCUCACAGCUUACAAGCAGACAACAGCAGCCCCUAUCCCUGGCCACUCUUCUCUGCAUUCCCGGUGCCCAAAGAUUACACCCCAAGCCUCCCAAGAUCUUCUAGCAUCAAGCAAGAGAAUGAAUUGAGCAAGUUACUGGGUAGCAACGUCCCCGUGAAAACUGCGUCUGAGGCACAGGCGUGGUUGGCAAAGUGCCAGAAUGCCUUCGUGACGUGCCUAUCCAAGAAACCACAGACAGUGACCAACAGAUUACUGGCCGACUUGUUAGACCAAGUUUUGAGCAACCAGCUUCACAUCCCUGGGAAUGAGGUGUUCCAGUUGAAGCCUUGCAAAGUCUCUGAUAUCGCCCUUAAGGGACAGAAGCUGCCAGCUCUACAGAUGCUGGGAGUCAAGAUGGUGGUCAGAUACGGACAGCAUCUGAGGUUGCUUAGCAACAGCAAUGAGUCAAUAGACAACCUGAGUCUGUUACUGAAAACGUGUCGCUACUAUCUGAACAGUCAACAGAGAAGCAUUCACUCCAAUAUGCGCUGCUUAGAAGGCGAGUACAUUGGGCAUGAUUGGUUUGUGUCCACCAUCUUCCUUCUGUUGUCUGGCAAUCGGGAUAAGGCGUGGAGCAUGCUGCAUAAAUGCUUCUCAGUCUUGUCAUCUGGUUAUCUGAGUAUGGCUCGCCUUCAUGCCUCGGUCCAUAUACCCUACGAUGUUGCAGCUAGCAGCAUCCACCCAGUAUUCUAUCGCACCAGUCACAACGUUGAGCUGAUUCUACAAACAGAGGUUCCUCAUGUCUACUCGGCAUUCCGUAUGUCGGGUUACACACCCUCACAGAUUUGUCAGCAGUGGCUUUGCCAGUGUUUCUUGAACUACCUCGACUGGCCAGACAUCAGUCACUACAUAGCACUGUGCAUCAUCAUGGGUGCUGACUAUCAGGUCUAUAUGUGUGUGGCUGUGUUGAUGUAUCUACAGCACAAGAUCCUACUGCAUACACAGAAACAGCAACUACAGGUCUUCUUGAAGGAGAAGAGUAUCGAAGGCUUUCAUGUUGCAGAUCACCUUGACUACAUGCAGAGCCUGGCUAAGAAAUAUCGCAGCACUGUCCUGUCAGACAUGAGCAACCUAAGCCUAACUUGACCGCCAGAAAGCUUACAAUUAUGCUUAGGAAUUCAAGGUAAUAUACAAUAAUUGCUUAGGCAGUAAUUUUCAGAAAUGGAUGGAUUUAGGGUUAGCAUUUUAUCGAAUUUUGUUACACUGACCUGUUUAAAAGUUUGUGUUCAUUGAUGCUGGAAAACCAAGACAAAAUAUGCUGUU
Messenger RNA from Patiria miniata (bat star), 4334 nucleotides. RefSeq names its product protein broad-minded-like (gene tbc1d32). The transcript has 32 exons. Bases 186 to 4157 code for a protein of 1323 amino acids. Lineage: Eukaryota; Metazoa; Echinodermata; Asteroidea; Valvatida; Asterinidae. Gene Ontology annotation, biological process: non-motile cilium assembly. The record is from RefSeq and is a predicted model, not a curated record.